AUGGUGUUGGUGAGGAGCCCUAAACGCUCUGUCCCUACAGGCAUCAUAGAUACUAAUAAGGAGCAGCAGCAGCAGCAACAGCAGCAGCAGCAGCAACAGCAGCAGCACCCCAAUAAGAUUCCUGCUGCAUCAUCACUUGUGCGUAAUCGCACAGCCUCUGCUGCAGCAGCAGCAGCAACAGCAGCAGCAACAGCAGCAGCAGCAGCACCGGCAGCAGCAGCAGCUCGCAGCAGAAUACCAGGGCCUUCCGAUCGACUGCAGCAGCAGCAGCAGCAGCAGCAGCAGCAGCAGCAGUUAGGGAGCACCUCUACACCUAAUCGUUCUCCAUUAAUAAGGGGUUUAGCUGCUCCUGCUGCAGCAGCAGGUGCUGCUGCUGCUGCAGCUUCUCCAGGGUCUGCAACACGAGCAGCAGUAGCAGCAACAACAACAACAGCAGCAACAGCAGCUGCAGCAGCAACAGCAGCUGCAGCAGCAACAGCAGCAGCAGCAGCAGCAUUUGCUGCAGAGAAAUCAGUAGAUGUCUCCUUACCGCAGCAAGAAACCCUCAAGCGUUUAUCUGCUCAUGAUGAGCCACUGCAGCAGCAGCAGCAGCAGCAGCAACAGCAGCAACAGCAGCAGUAUGGUGAGCAGGAGGAGAACGACCAGCAGCAGCAGCAGCAGCAGCAGGAGGAGGAGGAGAUGGAGGAGGAGUACGUACCUGGCCGAUUGCCACGAAGUGCUGGUGCAUUCCUAAGACAUUGGCAGCAGCAGCAGCAGCAGCUGCAGCAGCAAUUGGGGUGUAUGGACACCGAGCAGCAGCAGCUGCAGCAGACAAUAAGUUUAGAGAAAAGAUCAGAGGAAGCAAUAAGGAAGGCAGCAUUGCUGCUGCAGCAGCAACGUGAGCAUAGACAGCAGGAGUUACAGCAGCAGCAGCAGCAGCAGCAGGAAGCACAGCAGCAGCACGAGGAGAGCGAGAGCCGUUUUGUCUCCAUACAGACAGAAGCAGCAGCAGCAGCAGGAGGAGAGGAGCUGCUGCAGCGUCGUCUGCAGCAGACACAUAUAAAGAAGCAGCAACUGCAGCAGCAGCAGCAGCAUAAGCAUGAUUUAUUAUAUAGUCUUAGUAAGACAGAGAUAAAAGCGCAGCAACUGCAGCAGCUGCUGCAGCAACUCAAGCAGCAGCAGCAGCAGCAAAUAGAGACACUACGUGAGCAAGAGUUGCUGCUGUCUCUUGCUACAACAUUUAAGAUUAGUAAGAUCAGCAGCAGCAGCAUAACAGGAUUAACUGUACCUGAUCAUCGUCCUGCUGCUGCUGCUGCUGCUGCUGCUGCUGCAACAACAGCAACAGCAACUGCAGCAGGAACAGGAAGAGAUUCUGCUGCUGCUGCUGCUGCAGCAGCAGCAGCAGCAGAUAACGACAGCAACUGUCUCCUUGAAGGACAGGCAGAGUGUGCAUCUAUUGUACAAGUAGAGCUCCCCCCACAACUGCAGCAGCAGCAGCAGCAGCAGCAGCAGCAGCAUCAAUUAACAGCAGCAGCAGCAACAGCAACAGCAGCAGCAACAGCAGCAGCAGCAGCAGAACAAUCUGAAUCUGCUGAGCUGCUGUGGCAGCAACUAUUAGAACAAUCAAUUGCUAGCGAUAGACAAGCAGCACUCGUGCUGCAGAGAAUAAGAGAAGUCUGUCUACCCUAA
This is a messenger RNA of Eimeria maxima, 1668 nucleotides long. RefSeq lists its product as hypothetical. Lineage: Eukaryota; Apicomplexa; Conoidasida; Eucoccidiorida; Eimeriidae. The transcript has a single exon. The record is from RefSeq and is a predicted model, not a curated record. Bases 1 to 1668 code for a protein of 555 amino acids.